AUGCCUCAACAAACACUUAAGCACUUUAUUGCUGAUUUACGCGAAUUUUUCACAUCGACAAAAAACACUCAACCUCCCGAAAAUAUUCCUGAGCCACAACUAGAUGAAGAAGAUGGCUCGGAGAUGAAACUUUCAAAAUCUGCAUACUUUUUUCAAUUAACAAAAGUCUAUGAUGCAAAGAUUGAAUUCUGGUUGGCCAAAAUGAGAAAGUUUUCGUAUGCCUUUCUCUUGUUGGCAAUCAUUCAUCUUUGUAAGAUUGUAUUUUCGGAUAGCAUUGAUGCAGAAAAUUCUCGAUGGAGUGAUUUGAUGGAAGUGAAUCGGGCUCAAUCAUUCGUACUUUCGAAUUAUCCUCUUGUUGGCUCGAUAUUGGAUUUGAUAUUUGUGAAGGGUCUCAUUAUUAUCAUGUCAUUCACUUUAUGUUAUCAAUACUACAGCAAAACAAAUACAGAAAAUAUGAGACGAUUGAAUGUGAUUUAUUAUGCCACAAAUGUAGACAUAUUCUUUUUCAUGUUGCAUAUGGUGUUCUUUGUGUGGGCUGAAUAUGGAAGAAGCUUCGAAUCUCCACUUCCAAUGCUGUCGAAUCCGUUAUUUAACACUGUACUGUACAUAGGAUGGGUUCUUACUAUAUUACUCUAUACUUGUUUUUGUCACGCAGCUAAAGAACUCUCUCUGAACAUCCUCAUUAAAACAGAACUCAUUCCGCAAACUGAGGAAGAUCAACACAACAAGGAUGUGCUUUAA
Naegleria fowleri is the source of this 741-nucleotide messenger RNA. RefSeq lists its product as uncharacterized. NCBI's taxonomy places the organism in Eukaryota, Heterolobosea, Eutetramitea, Acrasida, Naegleriidae. The transcript is spliced from 2 exons. The record is from RefSeq and is a predicted model, not a curated record. Bases 1 to 741 code for a protein of 246 amino acids.